AUGGCUUCUCAGCUAGUGGCACUCCCGGCCGUGGAGAGACUCAGUCCGAGGUGCAUUCGAAUACUGGGUGGAAAUCCCGGCAAGUUCACACUUCAGGGAACGAAUACGUAUCUACUCGGUACAGGAAAACAAAGAAUCCUCAUCGACACAGGAGAAGGUCGCCCUAUAUGGGUCUCCUCGCUGAGAGAGGUACUCGAGAAAGAGAAGGCAACUAUUGGAAGUGCACUUAUAUCUCACUGGCAUCCUGAUCAUGUCGGUGGUAUCCGUGAUCUCGUCGGGGUUUCCCCCGGGACUGUGGUCUACAAGAACAAACCAGACCUGGGUCAGUCGGAGAUCAUAGAUGGCCAGGUGUUCCGCGUUGAAGGCGCUACGUUGACCGCGUCUUAUACGCCUGGCCACUCGGUCGAUCACAUGGUCUUCCAACUCGCCGAGGAAGAUGCCUUAUUCACUGCGGAUAAUGUGCUUGGACAGGGCACUGCUAUCUUCGAGGACCUGACAACGUACCUCGCGAGUCUCAGCAAGAUGCGGACUCUCUUCAAGGGGCGGGCUUAUCCAGGCCAUGGUCCAGUGGUCGACGAUGGGCCUGGGAAAAUUACCGAAUACAUUGAACACAGACAACAACGCGAGGAGCAAAUCGUCAGCACACUUCGGUCCGCCGAGAACGGGAAGGUGGUGAAUUUGGGGGCUCUCGAUAUAGUCAAGAAGAUUUACACAGAUAUCCCGGAGACAUUGCAUAUGGCCGCUCGCUCGGGGGUGAUGCAGGUGCUCGAGAAGCUCGAGAAAGAGGGAAAGGUAGUGCGGAACGGCGACGACUCAUGGCGUCUGGGACGGUCGCCGAGCCUCUAA
Molecule: messenger RNA, 846 nt
Organism: Geosmithia morbida
Lineage: Eukaryota; Fungi; Ascomycota; Sordariomycetes; Hypocreales; Bionectriaceae
Product: Flavorubredoxin
Exons: 1
Coding region: 1-846 (281 amino acids)
Biological process (GO): secondary metabolite biosynthetic process
Source: RefSeq, a predicted model, not a curated record